This is a messenger RNA of Elaeis guineensis (African oil palm), 2875 nucleotides long. NCBI's taxonomy places the organism in Eukaryota, Viridiplantae, Streptophyta, Magnoliopsida, Arecales, Arecaceae. The record is from RefSeq and is a predicted model, not a curated record.
AUCCUUAACGGGAUCACCACAGUCCACCAUGCCUGGUCCUCCAAGAAGCAAAAUGUUUCGACUCUCCAACCCCUCCACGGCGCGAAAUUAUUGCAUGCACCGGGUGCAAGUGAACCAGGGACAUAACUAAAGAACCUACCAUCCCUCGUAGGAGACAGCUGUGACUUCCAUUUUCCAAGAAGAGCAGCAAUAAACGACCGUUGGAAGCCGCAGCCCCAAGGCCAGCCUCCAGGGUUCUUUCUAGAAGCAAGCGAGGGGGUCCUUUCUUCUUCCAUCCUAAAAGCUAGGAAUGGUAUGAGUCGUGUGCUUUGCUCUCUCACCCCUUCUUUCCGAUCCGAAUCUUCACCCGAAUAUAUCUCUUCCUCCCCGUCCUUUUAAUUCUCGUCGGGUCAUUGUGCCUUUGUUCGGAAAGCGAUUUCUAUUGGGACUUCUCUCUUCUUUUGGCUCGACCGACACGUUCUCUAGGGUUUUCAUCAAAACCGACUCUGUUGCCAGGGUUUGGAGAAGAAGCGAGACCGUGGUGGGGAUGGUGGGGCCGUCGAGGCAGAGCUUGCCGCAAUGGAUGAGCGCGGCGUCGAGCGUGGAUGUCGACGGAGCCGCCAACUUGUCGAGGUCGGACGCGUCGCCGUCUUCUCCGUCUCACCGGCGGUCGUCGUAUUCCGACGCUAAUAUGGGAUUUGGGGUGCGGGCGCUCUCUGCCGCGGGGGCUGCUUUUCUUUCCGCGAUUCUUAUGAAUCCUCUCGAUGUGGUGAAGACGAGGUUACAAGCCCAGGCAGCUGGAGUUCCAUAUUACCCUUCACAGCAUCAGUAUGGAAGGCAAAUGACUUCCCUUGGCCCCAAUGGGGUAUUGAGUCAACCCCACUUUUUUUAUGUGAAGCAGAUGGAUGCGUGAACUGACGAUCAGAACUUUUCAGAAAGUAAAUUGAGAGGAUCAGUUAUUGGUUGAGACUUGUCUUGAGGAUGUACGGAAAAAUCGCGAUUCAUUACCUGGAUACUUUCAGAUAUCAGAUGUUUUCCAUCAUGCGCUCGUGGUGGAAUAUUUGCAAGUGGACCAGUCUGUCCUCCUGAUUGUUUUCAAUACAAAGGAACAAUGGAUGUAUUCUAUAAAGUUGUUAGACAAUGCAGGAAGGAUUUGCUAGAUUGUGGAGGGGCACAAAUGCAGCACUAGCAUUAGCUGUACCAACUGUGGGGAUAUACUUACCAUGUUAUGACAUAUUCCGCAAUUGGAUUGAACAAUUCACAACAUGUAAUGCUCCUAAUUUGACACCAUAUGGCCCACUGGUUGCAGGCUCACUUGCACGCUCAUUAGCAUGCAUAACUUGUUCUCCUAUUGAGUUGGCAAGAACACGCAUGCAGGCAUAUAAAGAGUUCCGAAAUGGAGCAAAGCCCCCAGGAAUGUGGAAAACGUUACUUGGGGUUUUAUCCGCUCACAAGAGUGCCAAUAACCAUCAAAAUUUGCAAAGCUAUCGCAUUAUGUGGAUGGGUGUGGGAGCGCAACUCGCCCGUGAUGUACCUUUUUCUGCUAUAUGCUGGUCAACUUUAGAGCCGAUUCGGAGAAGAUUACUUGCACUAGUUGGUGAGGAAGGCAAUGUGUCUAGUAUAUUAGGAGCAAACUUUUCGGCUGGUUUUGUAGCAGGUAGCCUUGCUGCUACUGCUACAUGUCCUCUUGAUGUUGCAAAAACUCGGAGACAAAUCGAGACGGAUCUAUCAAGGGCACUAAAAAUGACCACAAGGCAAACCUUAGUGGAGAUGUGGAGGGAUGGAGGACCAAGUGGUCUCUUUACAGGUGUAGGCCCGCGAGUUGGACGAGCUGGACCUUCUGUAGGCAUUGUUGUUUCCUUUUAUGAAGUUGUCAAGUAUGUUUUGCAUCAAAGACACAUAAACUCAUAAAAAGGUAAUUGGUUAUUUAUUAAAAGUCUACCCGUUCUUCUUUGGAGCUCUCAAGGGGGAUGGCGUUGAUGCAGUUGAUACUGCCUUUCACAAUGUUGGGAAGGUCAUAAAAAAUUUGUCUUGAUGCAGAGCAAAUGAGAUGCCAUUGCGAGAGCUUUUGCAUCUUUUGAACAUGCAAAAUGCUUGUCCAAUUUUGUUCGAAGUAAUAAGCAUUCAUUAGUCAAAAUGAGAUGCAACUCAAUUUUUUGGGAGGUUAAAUUGUAGAGACUAACGUUGUUUUCUCUCACUCCUUGUUCAUAAAUUUUCAUUAUUUUGCCUUGAGGCUUGCAUAUUAUCCUGUGGUCAACAACUGUUUUCUUGUCAUGGUAAAUUUCAUCUAAAUACACUUGAAUGAGUGAGUCAAAAACAAGAAUGUUUUAGAGGAACUCAUGCAAAUGCUUCCAGUAAAGUAUUUUCCUUUGAGGUCGAUAUAGGUGUUAAAAAAUUUAGAAACGGAUGUUUGUGAGUUUCUUUUCUGGUUCCAUGAGGCUCUCCAUGUUUGGAUCUUCAUUGUUUUCUUCCAUGUUUUCAAAAUUUCCUCCUUAAAGUUCUCUCUGCUGUUAGUCAGGCUGCAGUUUUCAAUAUUGUUUUGGUAUGAUGAUCAUGUUCAAAUAGGCCUUGAUGACAUUUGGAUUUUGUUCAUGGCAAGAAUAAUCAGUAUAUCGCAUUUGAGAUUUUUUUAUCUUUUUCAUCAGAGUCGUUUCUGUACCUGGCCAAGAGUCAAUGGUGGAUUUUAUGUCAUUUUAUUUUUAGGUAAGAGUUUUUUUUUUUUGGUAAACUUGGAUAAGAGUUUAAUGGGUUUUGUUAAAUGGCUGUCUCAAUCAAAAUCUGCGAAAUCGGUAUUGGUGGUCGGUUCGGCCGGCCAGCGGUAUGAUUUAGCAUUCCGAACCAAGGUGGAUUGACGAAGGAAAACAAAAUCAAAUCAAAGAAGAAAAAGAGAGAAAUA